AUGGAGAUUAUCCCGGCCGCAGAUCCUUCGCGGGUGAACGCCCCGGCAAACGCGAACAUCCAGGCAGUGUGGAAACUCAACGAGUUGGAAUUGAAACACAACCUCACCGGCGAGGCUUCCUGGCACUGGACGUACCGCAAUUCUUCCUACAUUUUCAUCGGUGGCCUGGAUGUUCGUCUAACCGAAGGAGACAUCAUCAUCGUCUUCUCCCAGUGGGGCGAACCGGUGGACAUCCAUCUCGUCCGCGAUAGAAAAACCGGCGUUCCAAAAGGAUUCUGUUUCUUGGCGUACGAGGAUCAGCGAUCAACGAUCCUCGCGGUUGACAACGCAAACGGCAUGAAGCUGCUUAACAGCACACUGCGAGUUGACCACUGCAAGAACUACCGACCGCCGCGAAAAGACGAAGACGACGAUGGAGGGGAGUAUGAAGCUACCGGAGCAGAAGGAGCCGGCAUUGGAGUGUAUCGGGUGACAGAAGACGAGAAGAAGAAGGAAGCGGCGCUGUCGCAGGCGGCGCGCCUGCAGAAAGAGACAGAAGCGUUGCAAACAAAGAUCGCGGGGCGACACGGGAAAGACGUCGACGAAAUGUGGGCUGAGGAAUUCGAGGAGAUGCUGAAACAAGUGAAUGAAGACGCGGAGGAGGAGGCGAAGCAAGUCCUCCGUGCGGAGCGAAGGAGACAGAAGGAAGAGAAGAGGCGGCUGAAGGCGGAGAGAAAGCGCGAGAAAAAGGAGAUGAAGAGAAUAAAGAAGAUGAAGAGGCGAAGGCUCGAAGAGACAGUCGACGGCGAUGAGAGCGACACGACCGUUCCCACCGCGACGGCUCUCUUCACACGAGACUGA
This is a messenger RNA of Neospora caninum, 840 nucleotides long. RefSeq lists its product as hypothetical. The transcript has 5 exons. Gene Ontology annotation, biological process: mRNA splicing, via spliceosome. The coding region runs from base 1 to 840 and encodes 279 amino acids. Gene Ontology annotation, molecular function: RNA binding. Lineage: Eukaryota; Apicomplexa; Conoidasida; Eucoccidiorida; Sarcocystidae. Gene Ontology annotation, cellular component: U2 snRNP; precatalytic spliceosome; catalytic step 2 spliceosome. The record is from RefSeq and is a predicted model, not a curated record.